AGCCAUUCAGUUUACGUGCUAUCCGUCUGCUUUGAAACAGUAGAAAAGGUCGUACACGCGGUAUCUUAUAGAUGCAUUUCUGUGUGUGCUUGGGCGAACCUGUACAGUGCUUGAACGACUUGUGCAAUCUGUGGGGAAAGUUGCAUAAUCGCUGCUUUCUAUUGCUGAUAGUUGAAUCUGCUUCUUUCCUUUUUUUCCUCUACAGUACUUUCUGUCUUUUGAUGAGAAGGUAUUCGCAACUUGGCCCCCAUAGCAAUUAUUCUCCUCCAGCCUUUUCCGGUUCGUGUUACUGUGUUUUCAUUAGAACUACAUUACAUUUUAUUUAUUUAUUUGUAGUUGUCUAUGUGAGUAUUGCAUCCACGUAGUCGGUUCCUAUUCCUGUGCCGUCUUGUCGCCCAACAACGGAAGAAAAGUGCGAAAAGUAGCCGCCGAAGAGAGAGAGGACUGGGGGCUGCACACGUGAGAGGAGGCAACCUCGUCUGCUCAAAUGGAGGAGCGAAACCAAUUCAUUGAUCUCUCCGGCAUCCGCGAGGCGUCUUCCUCACCGGACUACGCCUCCUCCAGAGAAGAUGCGCCACGCACCAGCGCGGAUGGCGCACGCUCGGUCACGCAGCAGCCACCGCCGCGCAGCAGCACGACCAGCAGCCCGCGCCCCAGUGCUGGCCGCAACGGUGGUAACAGGCGCGACGGCGAGAACAGCGUGAGUGCGCCGUUUGCCAAGGUGCGGGGCCCCCGUGUGGGCAGUCCGGAUGUGGUCGAGGCUCCGUCAGGCGUGGCGCCACUGCGCCGCCGCGACUCGAUCAAACACCCGUACUCCCUUUCUCCUGGCCGCCCGGCAGACGAGAAGCUCGAUGGAUCCAGGGCGGAGUCCGCCGACCCUAACGCGGAAACUGAUCCUCCUCAUCGUCGUCAUCGUCAGCAUCCACAUGACGACAGACAAGACCACCUUUACCGCGCCUCCGCACAUGGCCGCCGGCACUCGGCGACGGUGGCGGUGUUAAACCGCGAUGCAUCGAACCCAUCCGGGCCGGUGAACACAACCGUCUCGGCAUCUCCCGACCGACCCGACACAGCCGCCGCCCCAGUGGCCACCACGCAGGAAGACGUGAAGCGCUACGUGUACACCGUAAUGGCAGACCACGCCGCGACUCUCACCACGUGGGAGCAGCGCGUGACGGUGGCGGAGAUCUACCGCGACAAGCCCCUCCGCACCGGUGGCCGCCCCGCCCCCCUUCGCGCGCAGGAUCACGGUUUCCUGGAGCGUGCCGCUGGCAGCCUCAAGACCCACCUGCAAAAGCUGGCCGAUGCGCGCUCGCUGCUGCUGCAGACGCGGAAGGAGGUGCCGCCCACCAAGACCGGCGGCCGUGGCGACCUCGACGCGUGGAAUGAGUACUGCGGCUGCUAUGAGCAGACCUUAACGGACCUGACGACCGAAGCGAAGCAGCUGCGGAAGCGCGUGGACCGGCUGCUGAAGGGGGAACAGCCGGAGGGCAUGCGCACCUAUCGCACCCGCGCCGGCUCAACGCCACAGACGGACAGUGCCAAGGCCAGCCGUGCGCGUAGCCAAGGCAGCAUCGCGUCUCGCCGCGGCUCUCCGCCGGCUACCCCACGCGGGCAGCGAUCUGCAUCCGCGAGGGGGCACGGCGCGCCGGCGUCCCCCAAUCAACCUCCGCAGUCCGCUGAUGCAUCACCGAGCAGCAAUCACAAAAACAACAGUGAUAGCGCUGCUGCUGCUGCUACUGCCAAUGACCGCAGCCCGUACGUGCCGCUUAUCGGCGGUGGCGCGGUGCAACGCGGCAGUCCGGCGAUCCGUCCGGGCCACGACAGCGAGAGCGCCAUGCGGGCAUCGCCAGCGCCGGAGAGUCAACGCAGCUGGACGCGCGCGAGCAGCACGCUGAAUCCUCUGCGCGGCUCCGUCGGCAGUGCGCCGUCGCUUACGUCGUCGCGCAAUCAGCAGCAGGCGCGCGCCCUUCACCCCGACACGGUUGUGCGGCAGUCCGUGCCAACGGGCAGCCUGAAUGACCUGCAGUCGCCGUACGCCCGUCUCUUGUCGCCGAAGCGGACGUCGUCGCCGCUGCGGGACCCAACGCACACCGUUCUCGUCGUCCCCGCCCUCUCCGGGGUGGCGGAGGAGAUGCACGAGGAGGCCGACACCCCGGUCACCCCCCGCUCCUCGCGUGCCUCGCGUGCCCCUCACGGGUCUCGCACUCCGCGUGCAGGGCCAUCGGUGAACUCGGUGAGUGAGGUGCCGCCGCAGCUGCGCACGUACUCGUCGCCGCGCGGCUCGGCGAAGGCGGCCACGCCGACCUCCAACACCUCCCCCCUCCACCCGGCGCGUCGCCGUCAGCUGCUGGAGAUGAUUGAGCAGCAUGAGAAGAAUCCGGCCGCGCUGCAGCGAAGUGACUUGCACCGUGUGCGGGAGUGCUUUUACGAGCUGUACGGUGAGCAGGAAGGGCUGCAUCGGUAUUGCUUGUGGAUCGAUGAUAUCGCCCUCUCGGCUCUCCGCGUACCGCACGCGUCCGCGUAA
Messenger RNA from Leptomonas pyrrhocoris, 2527 nucleotides. RefSeq lists its product as hypothetical. The coding region runs from base 488 to 2527 and encodes 679 amino acids. The transcript has a single exon. The record is from RefSeq and is a predicted model, not a curated record. Lineage: Eukaryota; Euglenozoa; Kinetoplastea; Trypanosomatida; Trypanosomatidae.